CUAUCAGAAAAAAAUACUAAUAUUGCGAUUAUUCCUGGAGGAUUAACAUCAAAACUUCAACCGCUCGAUGUAUCAAUUAACAAGCCUUUUAAGGCGAAGAUUAGACAUAUAUAUGACGAAUGGAUGGCACAAGAAGUAAGACAACUAACUGAAAGUGGCCGAAUUAAAUGUCCCCAAGAAGAUUUGAUUUUUGAUUAUGAUCGUGUAGAAAACAAUGAAAACAAUGAAAACAAUGAAUAUAUUUUUAUGAAUG
Molecule: messenger RNA, 253 nt
Organism: Dentiscutata erythropus
Lineage: Eukaryota; Fungi; Glomeromycota; Glomeromycetes; Diversisporales; Gigasporaceae
Source: the annotation of a GenBank genome assembly